AUGAGUCUGUGUUGCAGUAGCCCUGUGUGCCAGACCCUGACCACUCUGGAGUCUGGCGUGGCCCCUGGUCCUGGAGGCCUGAGGGUGUGGGGAGCUCAGGGUGGGAGCUGCAGCUUGGGGCUUGGCACUCCAGUGGCCUGGGGUGACUCUGACCUAGGCUGCCUUGUCCUCAGGGACAUCUCCCACAACCUCCUCCAGGCGCUGGACAUGGGGCUCCUGGUAAACCUCUCAGCCCUGACGGAAUUGGACAUAAGCAGCAAUGAGAUUUCAACGCUAGAAGAAGGAACAUUUGCUAAUUUAUUUAAUUUAAGUGACUUAGACCUGAGUGGAAACCCGCUCCAGUGUGACUGUGCUAUGGCAUGGCUGCCGCGCUGGGCACAGGGGCAAGGGGUGCGCCUGGGGCAGCCCGAGGGGCUCAGGUGUGCGGGGCCGGAGCCCCUGGCUGGGCGGCCCCUGCUCAGCAUCCCCUUCACGGACCACAGCUGUGGUGAGGACUACAUCGCCUGUCUCCCUGAUGACAGCUCAGGGGCGGUGACGCUGGUGGCCUUUGCGGUGGCCCAUGAGCGCCCCCUGGUGGCCGAGGCCUGUGGUGCUUUCUGCUUUGCUGUGGGCCAGGGUCUGGCGGCGCUGUCUGAGCAGGGCCUAUGUCUGUGUGGGGCGGCCCGUUCCCCCAAUGCUUCUGCAGCCUGCCUGCCUUUCUGCUCUGGACCCCUGCUGCCCACUGCCUGCGGUGGCCCCACCCUGCUCCCCCACAUCUUCCCCGCCACCCCAGGGGCCACCCUGGAGUCACCCCUGGGGUCCCUGGCCACUGGCCGCCUGGCCACCUUCCAUGUCACCACUGCACUGCCCGUUGUAACAGUUCUCUGGGACUUUGGUGACGGCUCCCCCGAGGUGGACAUGGCUGGAGUGACUGUCACACACCGCUACUUGCUGCCUGGAUACUACCAGGUGAAAGCCCGUCUGGCCUUGGGAGCCGCCUCAGCCCAGCUGGCCACCGAGGUGCAGGUGGAGGCAGCCCCCACCAUCUUGGAGCUUGUCUGCCCAGCCUCCGCGUACAGCAACCAGACUCUUGAGCUCAGUGUUCGGAAUCGGGGUGGUACUGGACUCAAGGCCACCUACAGCAUCGUGGCUCUGGAUGAGGAGCCAGCCCGAGUGGUACACCCCCUCUGCCCCGCGGACACAGAGAUCUUCCCUGGAAACGGGCACUGCUACCGCCUGGUGGCCGAGAAGAUGCCCUGGCUGCAGGCUCAGGAGCAGUGCCGGGCCUGGGCCGGGGCCGCGCUGGCCAUGGUGGACAGCCCAGGAGUCCAGCACUUCCUCGUCUCCCGUGUCACCAGGAGCCUGGACGUGUGGAUUGGCUUUUCAGCCGUGGAGGGGCCAGGGGCAACCCCACAGGGUGAGGCCUUCAGCCUGGAGAGCUGUCAGAACUGGCUGCCAGGAGAACCGGACCCCGCCACGGCCGAGCACUGUGUGCGCCUGGGGCCUGCGGGCCAGUGCAACACCGACCUGUGUUCGGCCCCACACAGCUACGUCUGCGAGCUGCGGCCUGGAGGCCCUGUGUGGGAUGCAGAGAACUUCUUCAUGGGAGUCCCCACUGGGGACCUUCAGGGACCCCUACGCCCCCUGGUACAGCAGGAGGCCUUGGCAGCCCCUCAGGAGCCCGUGGAGGUGAUGGUGUUUCCCAGCCUGACCCUGAAGCACGCAGCCUUCCUGACCACAGUCGAGUUCGGGACCCAAGAGCUUGGCUGGCCCGCCCAGCUGAGGCUGCAGGUGUUCCGACCCACAGGCGGCACAGGGGACCCUGAACACAGUAGCGAGCCCCAGAGAGGGUCCCUGGAGAACAGUACCGCGCUGGCCCCAACCUGCAGGCCGGAGGGAGGCUGGUGCCCCAUGGGCAACAUCUGCCUGCCGCUGGACACACCUGACCACCCUGGGGCCUGCGCCAAUGAGUCCACGCAGGAGUCUGGGCUCCCCAGGGCCACCUACAUGCUGUGGAGAGAGUUCCUUCUGUCUGUGCCCACAGGGCCCCCCACACAGUACUCGAUAUCUGUUGGAGACCAAGAUGUGGCCCUGCUCCCUGGGGACUUACUGGCCUUGCAGCAUGAUGCAGGCCCGGGCACCCUCCUACGCUGCUCUCCUGACCUCAGUCCCCUGGCUUCCUCACCCUCCUACCUCUUGGUCAACACCUCAGCCUGGCUGACCCACCUGCCCACCCAGCUGGAGACUGCCCAGGACGGCCUGGUCUGUGCCCUGCGGCUGUUUGGGGCCACAGAGCGCCUCACUCCGCUACUGGGCCCGAGUCCCAAACCUGGGCUUGGGCUGCAGCGUCCUGGGCACUACGCGGUCCAGGCUGCGGUGAGCAAUGGCGUGUCCACAUAUAACCUGUCCUGCAGCUUCACGGUGGCCUCUCCCAUGGCUGGACUGCGCGUCGUCUACCCUGCUGCCACUGACGGCCACCUCUACGUCCCCACCAACCACUCAGCCCUGGUGCUGGCAGUGAAUGCUGGUGUCAAUGCCACAGCCACGGCCCACUGGUCAGGGGGCAACACCAGUGCCGCCUUUGAGGCUGCCUGCCCUGCUGUGGUGGACAACCUGAUGCCCAGCUGCCCCCAUGAGGCCAAUGGCACACUGUUCUGUGUGCUGAUGCUGCACGGGCUCGGGGAGGGGGAGCACACGGUGGAGGUGGAAGCUGGGGACAGCGUCAGCCAGGCCCGCCUCACUCUGCGGGUAACUGCCGAGGAACCUGUACGUGGCCUCCGUGCCACACCGAGCCCCGAGUCCCGUGUGUUGCAGGGUGUUCUUGUGAGGUACAGCCCCGUGGUGGAGGCCGGCUCAGAUGUGGUCUUCCGGUGGACUAUUGAUGACAAGCAGUCCCUGACAUUCCACAAUGUUGUCUUCAACGUCAUCUACCAGAGCGCAGCCAUCUUUAAGCUCUCGCUGACAGCCUCCAACCACGUGAGCAGCACCACUGCCAGCUACAACGUCACCGUGGAACGCAUGAACCGGAUGCGUGGACUGCGGGUGUCGGCUGUGCCGGCUGUGCUACCCCAAAACGCCACACUGGUGCUGACAGCCGAUGUGCUGGUGGACUCGGCUGUUGGGGUGGCCUUCCUGUGGACCUUCGGGGAUGGAGAGCAAGUGCUAGGCCAGUUCAAGCCUCCGUACGAUGGGUCCUUCCUACUUCCGGAGCCCACAGUGGCUCAGGUGCUCGUGGAGCACAACGCCACACACACGUACGUCACUCCAGGUGACUACAAUGUGACCUUGCUCGUGUACAACACCUUCGAGAACCUGACGUGGCAGGCGCCCAUCAGCACGCGGGCUGCCCUGAUGGCCCUGGCUGUGGGGGUGGGCAGCCAUGUACUGGUGGCUGGUCGAUCAGUCACCUUUUUCCCGCUACCUUCGACCUCACCCGGGGACACUCAGUACACAUGGGACUUUGGGGAUGGCUCCCCAGUUGAGCUGCAGACCAAGGCAACCAUUAACCACACGUAUGUCUCAAGGGGCACGUACUGUGUCCGCCUGGAGGCCAACAACACAGUGAGCCACGUGGCAGCAAAGGCCCACGUCCAGGUUCUUGAGGGACCACGUGGCUUGAGUGUGAGUCUGAGUCCCUCUGUGGAACAGGGCGCUGUGGUGCAGGUCCACGCUGAGCUGGAGGCAGGUGACAACAUCACCUGGACCUUCGACAUGGGCGACGGCACAGUGCUGGUAGGCCCCGAGCCUGCUGCUGAGCACGUGUACCUGAGGGCACAGAACUGCACCGUGACGGUGACAGCGGCCAGCCCUGCCGGCCACCUGGCCCAAAGCCUGCCCCUGUACAUCUUUGUUCUGGAGGUGCUGCGAAUUGAGCCGGCUGGCUGCAUCCCCAUACAGCCCAAUGCCCCACUGAUGGCCCAUGUCACCGGGGACCCCACCCACUAUGUCUUUGAGUGGACCUUCGGGGAUGGCUCACCGAAUGCCACCGUCCACGGGAGACCCGUGGUGACGCACAACUUCACUCACAGUGGCACCUUCCCGCUGGCCCUGGUGCUGUCGAGCCAUUCUAACAAGGCACACUACUUCUCCAGCAUCUGUGUGGAACCCGAGCUCGGCAACGUCACCCUGGGGCCCAACAGGCAGUUCGUGCGGCUCGGGGACUCAGCCCGGCUAGAGGCACGUGUGUGGCCCCCCUUCCCCUACCGCUACACCUGGGACUGGGGUUCCGAGGAUGCUGCCACCCGUUUAGGGGGCCCCGAGGCCACCCACACCUACCAGGAACCUGGCACCUACCUGGCGACAGUAACCGUGUCCAAUAACGUUUCAGCCAGCAAUGACUCUGCCGUGGUGGAGGUGCAGCAGCCCGUGACAAUUGUGGGCAUCAGGGUGAACGGCUCUCACGUGCUGGAGACGCAGCAGCCGUACCUGUUCAGUGUGGCGGGCCGCGGCAGCCCCGCCACCUACCUGUGGGAGCUAGGGGACGGUGGGCGGCUUGAGGGCACGGCAGUCACCCACACCUACAACCGCACGGGCACCUUCUGCGUCAGGGUGGCUGGCUGGAAUGAGGUGAGCCGUGGCGAGGCCCGGCUGAACGUAACAGUGGCGCGGCGCGUGCAGGGGCUCCGCGUCAAUGCCAGCCGCACAGUGGUGCCCCUCAAUGGCAGUGUCAGCUUCAGUACUACGCUGGAGGCAGGCAGCGACGCGCGCUACUCCUGGGUCCUCUGUGACCGCUGCACCCCCAUCCCUGGGGGCCCCACCAUCUCCUACACCUUCCGCUCCGUGGGCACCUUCAACAUAAUUGUCACAGCUGAGAAUGCAGUGGGCACUGCGCAGGACAGCAUUUUCAUCUAUGUGUUGGAGUACAUCGAAGGGCUCCAGGUGGUGGGUGGCGGAGACAGCGGAUGCCUCCCCACCAACUGCACACUGCAGCUGCAGGCUGUGGUCCGGGACGGCACCAACAUCUCCCACAGCUGGACUGCCCAGCGGGAUGGGGGUCCACUGCUGACCGCCACUGGCAGGGUCUUCUCCCUCACUGUGCUGGAACCCGGCACUUACCUCGUACAGUUGCGGGCUGCUAACAUGCUGGGCAGUGCCUUGGCCAACCGCACUCUGUGCUUUGUGGACCCUUUAGGGUUACUGACUGUGGUUGCUACCCCCAACCCGGCUGCCGUCAACCAGAGCAUCGCUCUGGUGGCUGGGCUCUCAGGUGGCAGCGGUGUUACUUUCACUUGGGAUCUGGAGGGCAGGCCCCGCUGGGUGACCUCAGGACCGGCCAUGACCUAUGCCUUCAGCAGCCCUGGUCCACACGUGGUCACAGUCACAGCAGAAAACGCACUGGGGGUGGUCAAUGCCACCGUCACGGUGAUGGUGCAGGUACCAGUGAGCGGCCUCUGUAUCCGGGCCUGUGAGUUAGACUGCAGCUUCGUGGCGGCCGGCUCCACUGUGCCCUUCUGGGGACAGCUGGCCACUGGCACCGAUGUGAGCUGGAGCUGGGCAGUGCCAGGGGGCCACAGGCUGCAGGGCCAGCAGGUGGCUGUGACCUUUGCUGAAGCCGGCACUUUUUCAGUCCAGCUCAAUGUCUCCAAUUCAGUCAGCUGGGAGACAGCCGUGCACAACCUCACAGUGGAAGAACCCGUGGCAGGUCUGGCGCUGUGGGCCAGCAACAAGGUGGUGGAGCCGGGGCAGCCCGUGGACUUCCAGGUGCUGCUGACCGCUGGCUCCAGAGUGGUGCUGCGCCUGCAGGUGGGCGGGGCCAGCCCUGAGCUGCUGGGCGGGCCCCACUUCUCUCGAAGCUUUCCCCGUGCUGGGGACUAUGUGGUGAGUGUGCAGGCCGAGAACCACGUGAGCCGGGCGCAGGCACAGGUGCGCAUAGCUGUGCUGGAGGCCAUCGUAGGACUGUGGACGCCGCACUGCUGCCCGCGGGGUGUGCCUACGGGGGCCGAGCAGAACUUCACAGCCCGUGUGCAGAGCGGCUCCCGUGUCCAGUACGCCUGGUACUUCUCGCUGCAGAAGGUGCGUGGUGACUCACUGGUCAUCCUGUCGGGCCGAGACGUCACUUACACACCUGUAGCCGCGGGACUAUUGGAGGUCCAGGUGCGUGCCUUCAAUGAGCUAGGCAGCGUCAACCUCACACACCAGCUUGAGGUGCAGGACGUCAUCCGGCACGUGGCUCUGCAUGGUGGCCGCUGCUUCGCCAACCGCUCAGCCCGCUUUGAGGCCUCCACCAGUCCCAACCCACGGCGCGUGGCCUUCCGCUGGGACUUCGGUGAUGGGUCCGAAAUAGACGUGACAGCGGAGCCCUGGGUUACCCACGCGUACUUGCGACCCGGCGACUACCUUGUGCGGGUCAACGCGUCCAACCUGGUCAGCUUCUGUGUGGCGCAGGCCACGGUGACGGUGCACGUUCUGGCCUGUGAGGAGCCCACGGUGGUUGUGGCUCUGCCCCCGCACGUGCUGAUGCUGCGUUCACAGCGCAACUACCUAGAGGCCCACAUGGACCUGCGUGGCUGCGUCACCUACCAGACCGAGUACCGCUGGGAGGUGUAUCGCACCACCAGCUGCCAGAAACCUGGGCGUGCAAGAAGCUUGGCCUUGCCCGGCGUGGAUGUCAGCCGGCCGCAGUUGGUGUUACCACGGCUGGCGCUGCCCGUGGGCCACUACUGCUUUGUGUUUGUGGUGUCGUUCGGUGACACGCCACUGGCUCGCAGCAUCCAGACCAACGUGACGGUGGCCCCUGAACGCCUGGUUCCCAUCAUCGAAGGCGGUUCGUACCGUGUGUGGUCGGACACGCAGGACCUGGUAUUGGACGGGAGCCGGUCCUACGACCCCAACCUAGAGGAUGGUGACCAGACGCCACUCAGCUUCCACUGGGCCUGUGCCGCUGCCUCCCAGGCUGAGGCCAGUGGGUGUGUGCUGAACUUCGGGCCCCGUGGGAGCCCCAUGGUCACCAUCCCCCGGGAGCGGCUAGAGGCUGGCGUGGAGUACACCUUCGACCUGACUGUGUGGAAGGCUGGCCGGAAGGAGGAGGUGACCAACCAGACGGUGCUGAUCCGGAGUGGGCGGGUACCCAUCGUGUCCCUGGAGUGCGUGUCCUGCAAAGCACAGGCUGUGUACGAAGUUAGCCGCAGCUCCCACAUCUACCUGGAAGGUCACUGUCUCAACUGCAGCCACGGUUCCAAGCAGGGGCGUUGGGCAGCACGCACCUUUAGUAACCAGACGCUGGUGCUGGACGAGACGUCCACGUCAACGGGCAGCACGGGCAUGCGGCUAGUGGUGCGGCGAGGCGUGCUGCGGGAUGGUGAGGGUUACAUCUUCACGCUCACCGUGCUGGGCAGCUCCGGUGAGGAGGAGGGCUGCGCCUCCAUCCGCCUGUCGCCCAAUCGCCCGCCGCUGGGCGGCUCUUGCCUCCUUUCUCCGCUGGAUGGUGUGCGGGCCCUCACCACCAGGGUGCACUUUGAAUGUACAGGUUGGCAUGAUGCGGAGGACGCGGACGCCCCGCUGCUGUAUGCUUUGCUGCUCAGACGCUGUCGCCAGAGCCACUGUGAAGAAUUCUGCAUCUAUAAGGGCAGCCUGUCGUCGUACGGGGCAUUGCUGCCCCCUGGCUUUUCGCCGCACUUCUCCAUGGGCCUGGCCUUGCUGGUGCAGGACCAGCUGGGUGCGGCCGUGGUCGCCUUUAACAGGUCUCUGGUCAUCCUGCCUCCUGAGCCCCCUGGGAGUCUCCUGGGCCUCACACGCUGGCUGCACAGCUUGACAGAGAGCAAACUGUCUGGGCUGCUGCGGCAGGCUGACCCUCAGCAUGUUAUAGAAUACUCGCUGGCCCUGGUCACUGUGCUUAAUGAGUACGAACAGACCCCAGCAGCUAUGGAGGAGCCUGCCUAUGAGCGGCAGCUGCGUGCCCAAAUGCGCAAGAACAUAACUGAGACACUGGUGUCCCUGCGUGUGGACACUGUGGAUGACAUCCAGCAGAUUGCAGCUGCGUUGGCCCAGUGCACGGUGUCCCGCGGGGAGUUGGUGUGCCGGCCCUGCCUGAAGAAGACGCUGCAUAAGCUGGAGGCCAUGAUGCGGGUUCUGCAGGCUGAGACCACCGAGGGCACCGAGACGCCCACUGCCAUCGCCGACAGCAUCCUCAACAUCACCGGUGACCUCAUUCACUUGGCCAGUGCCGAUGUGCAGGGCCCGCCCCAGGGAGAGCCAGGUACGCUGGAGGCAGCGCGGCCCUCGCUGCUGGUGGCCUCACGGGCCUACAACCUGUCAUCAGCCCUCAUGCGUAUUCUCAUGCGCUCCCGUGUACUCAAUGAGGAGCCCCUGACGCUUGCUGGGGAGGAGAUCGUGGCCCAGGGCAAGCGCUCGGACCCACUGAGCCUGCUGUGCUCGGGCCACCCCGCCAGCUCUGGCUGCCAUUUCUCCAUCCCCGCUGCCUUCAGCGGGGCUCUGGCUGGCCGAAGCGAUGUGGUGCAGCUCAUCUUCCUCGUGGACUCCAACCCCUUCCCCUUCGGCUAUGUUGACAAUUACACCGUGUCCACCAAAGUGGCUUCCAUGGCCUUCCAGACGCAGGCCGGUGCCCAGAUCCCCAUUGAGCGGCUGGCCUCGGAACGGGCCAUCAGAGUCAUGGUGCCCAGCAGUGCUGGCGUGGCCGGUCCGGGCCACAGUGUGCCCCCCGCUGCCAUUGCCACUGUGCCACCGCGGGCCUCCGUUGGUGCCGAAGUUGUCCCAGAGAGCAGCAACCCCGCAGCCGCACUCCACCUGCAGCUGACCUUUAGGGUGCUCGAUGGUAGCUACCUGUCCCAGGAGCCCGAACCCUACCUGGCCGUGUACCUGCACUCUGCAGCCUGGCCCAAUGAGCACAACUGUUCGGCCAGGCGACAGAUCAACCUACAGGCGCUGGCGGGGAAGGACCACAAGGCUUACACCUUCUUCAUCGCCCCCGGGACUGGAGAGCCUGAUGGGAGUUACCACCUGAACCUGACUAGCCACUUCCACUGGUCAGCACUGGAUGUAUCUGUUGGGCUGUACACGUCACUGUGCCAGUACUUCAGCGAGGAGGACAUGGCAUGGCAUACGGAGGGCAUCGAGGCUCUGGAGGACACCUCACCCAGCCAGGCUGUCUGCCUCACCCGCCACCUCACUGCCUUCGGGGCCAGCCUCCUCGUACCGCCCAGCCGUGUUAGCUUCGUCUUUCCCGAGCGAGUCGCAGGCGUGAACCACGUCGUGCUGCUGACGUGCACUGUGUGCCUGGUGACCUACGUGGUCACAGCAGCCAUCCUGCGGAAGCUGGACCAGCUGGACAUGCGCCGUGUCUGUGUCAUCCCUUUCUGCGGGAAGGGCGGCCGCUUCAAGUAUGAGAUCCUGGUCAAGACUGGCUGGGGCCGAGGCUCAGGUACCACAGCACAUGUAGGCAUCAUGCUGUAUGGAGCCGAUAGCCGAAGUGGACACCGGCACCUAGACGGGAACGGGGCCUUCCACCGUAACAGCCUGGACAUCUUCCAGAUCGCCACCCCACACAGCCUGGGCAGUGUGUGGAAGAUCAGGGUGUGGCAUGACAACAAAGGGCUAAGCCCCGCCUGGUUCCUGCAGCACGUCAUCGUGCGGGACCUGCAGAGCGCCAGCAGCACUUUCUUCCUGGUUAAUGACUGGCUGUCGGUAGAGACAGAGGCCAACGGCGGCGGCCUGGUGGAGAAGGAGGUGCUGGCGGCAAGUGACGCUGCCCUGAGACGGUUCCGGCGCCUCCUAGUGGCGGAGCUACAGCGCGGCUUCUUCGAUAAGCACAUCUGGCUAUCGCUGUGGGAUCGGCCGCCACGCAGCCGCUUCACCCGCGUUCAGCGGGCCACCUGCUGCAUCCUCCUGCUCAGUCUUUUCCUGGGCGCCAACGCGGUGUGGUACGGGGUCGUGGGAGAUGCUGCCCACAGCCCACGACCCGUGUCCAGUCUGGUCCCUCUGAGCAUGGACACGGUUGCUGUCGGUCUGGUGUCCAGCGUGGUCGUCUACCCCAUCUACCUGAUCAUCCUUUUUCUCUUCCGGAUGUCCCGAAGCAAGGUGACCAGGUGCCCCAGCUCCACCCCCACUAGGCAGCAGGUGCUGGACGUUGAUAGUUACCUGGACUCUACUGUGCUCGACAGCUCUUUCCUCACCUUCUCCGGGCUCCGAGCUGAGGUCUUAGCUGAACAAAUGGGAAGUGAUGUCUUCCUGGAGGAUUCUAGGAGCCUGGUGUGCUGGCCACCCAGUGAGGGCUCCCUCAGCUGGCCAGACCUGCUCAGCGACCCACCCAUCGUGGGCAGCACCCCGCAGUGCCUGGCUCGGGGGCUGCCGGGCCACACACUGGGUCUAGAGGAUGACACCCCCUCCUCACCCAUCAAAUACUUCUCAGCUUCAGAUGAAGACCUGAUCCGCCAGAUACUGGCUGAAGGGUCUAGCAGCCUGGCCCCCACCCAGGACCCCCUGGUGGACACGGACCUGCUCAGCAGCCUGUCCAGAGCCCCCGGGGAGAGGACUGAGGCGCUGAUGCUGCACAGACUUGGGGAGAAAGGGCCCCCGAUCCCAGGCCUAGGCUGGGACCAACCACCUUCAGCCAGGCUCUGCGGCACAGGGCUAGUGGAGGGUCUGCGGAAGCGCCUGCUCCCAGCCUGGUGUGCCCGCCUGGCCCACGGGCUCAGCCUCCUCUUGGUGCUAUUAUCCGUGGGCCUAUCCGGCUGGGUCAGUACCAACUUCCCUCCCAGCGUCAGCGUCCUGUGGCUGCUAUCCAGCAGUUCCAGCCUCCUCGCAUCUUUCCUGGGCUGGGAGCCGCUCAAGGUCUUGUUGGAGGCCCUGUACUUCUCACUCGUGGCCAAGCGGCUGCACCCAGAUGAGGACGACACACUGGUGGACAGUCCAGCUGUGACGCCCGUGAGCGAGCGUGUGCCCCGUGUGCGCCCCCCCCAGGGCUUCGCACUCUUCCUGGCCAAGGAGGAGGCCCGCAAGGUCAAGAGGUUGCACAGAGUGCUGCGGAACUUGCUGGUGUACAUGCUCUUCCUAUUGGUAACGCUGCUGGCCAACUACGGGGAUGCAUCGUGCCAUGGCCACGCCUACCGCCUGCAGAGCGCCAUCAAGCAGGAACUGGACAGCCAGGCCUUCCUGGCCAUCAGCCGGGUUGAUGAGUUCUGGCCAUGGAUGUCCAAUGUGCUGCUCCCCUAUGUGCAUGGGAACCAGUCUAGCCCGGAGCUGGGGCCCCCACGCCUGAGGCAGGUGCGGCUGCAGGAAGCUCCCUGUCUGGAACCCCCAGGCACAGGGGCCCAGCCCUGCUCGGCCACAAGGGGCUUUAGCACUCGUGACUACGAUAUUGGCUGGGUGCACACUACCCACAAUGCCUCUGGGACCUGGUCCUACUCAACCCCCGACCUGUUGGGAGUCUGGCACUGGGGUGCGUGCGCCGUGUAUGACAGCGGAGGCUACAUGCAGGAGCUGGGGCUGAGCCUGGAGGAGAGCCAAGCGCGCCUAGAUAUCCUGCAGCAGCACAGCUGGGUGGACAACAGGAGCCGAGCCGUGUUUGUGGAACUGACGCAUUACAGCCCAGCUGUGGGGCUGCACGCUGCCGUCACGCUGCGCCUUGAGUUCUUGGGGGCUGGUCGGGCCCUGGCCGCCCUCAGUGUGCGUCCCUUCACCCUGCAGCGCAUCAGCUCAGGCCUUUCCCUGCAGCUGCUCACCUCGGUGAGUCUCCUGCUGUUUGCGCUCCACUUCCUAGUGGCUGAGGUCCAGGCCUGGUGGAGAGAGGGGCGUGGGCGCGUGCUGAAGUCCGGCUCCUGGGCACGGGCGUUGGUGGUAGUGCUGGCAGCAGCUGCUGCCCUGGUGCGCCUGGCCCAGCUGGGCGCUGCUGACCGCCAGUGGGCCCACUUUGUGGGUGGUCGCCUGCGUCACUUCACCAGCUUUGAGCAGGUAGCGCAGUUGAGUACCAUAGCUCGUGGCCUGGCCGCAUCACUGCUGUUUGUGCUUCUGGUCAAGGCCGCCCAGCAGCUGCGCUUUGUGCGCCAGUGGUCGGUUUUCGGCAAGACACUGUGCCGGGCCCUGCCAGAGCUCGCAGGCGCAGCUAUGGCCCUAGUGGUGCUCGCCGCAGCCUACACCCAGCUUGCGGUCCUGCUGGUCUCCUCUGGUGUGGACUCGCUGCGCAGCGCCGUGCACCGGGCUCUCCUGGUGGUGUGUCCCUGUGUGGGGAGCAGCCCCUUAUGGCGCCUGUCUCCCCUGCUGUGUGCGGGGCUCUGGAUGCUGCGGCUGUGGGGUGCCCUGCGACUGGGCACUGUUCUCCUGCGCUGGCGCUACCACACGCUGCGUGGCGAGCUGUACCGCCCAGCCUGGGAGCCGCAGGACUACGAGAUGGUGGAGCUGCUCCUGCGUAGACUGCGCCUCUGGAUGGGUGUCAGCAAAGUCAAGGAGUUCCGCCAUAAGGUGCGCUUUGAGGGCAUGGAGCCGCUGCCCUCACGCUCGUCCAGAGACUCCAAGUCACCCCCCGACGCACCACCACCCAGUGCUGGCUCAGAUGCCUCGCGUCCCUCCACCUCCUCCAGCCAGCUGGACACGGGUCUGGGCCGCCCAGGGCCACGGGGGGAGCCUGAGCCAUCCCGCUUGCAUGCGGUUUUUGAGGCCUUGCUGGCCCAGUUUGACCGGCUCAACCAGGCCACUGAGGACGUGUACCAGCUAGAGCGGCGGCUACAGGGCCUUCACAGCUGCAGGGGCAGUGGGUCCCCCGCCUCACCUCCCCACAGCCCACGGCCAGCCCUGCCCACUCGCCUGGCCAGGGCCAGCCGCGGCAUUGGCUUGGCCUCAGGCCCCAGCAGAGCAUCCCUUCGGGCCAAGAACAAGGUGUGUCCUAGCAGUACUUAG
This is a messenger RNA of Chrysochloris asiatica (Cape golden mole), 12825 nucleotides long. RefSeq names its product polycystic kidney disease 1 (autosomal dominant) (gene PKD1). Lineage: Eukaryota; Metazoa; Chordata; Mammalia; Afrosoricida; Chrysochloridae. The transcript is spliced from 46 exons. Gene Ontology annotation, cellular component: membrane. The record is from RefSeq and is a predicted model, not a curated record. Gene Ontology annotation, biological process: kidney development. Bases 1 to 12825 code for a protein of 4274 amino acids. Gene Ontology annotation, molecular function: protein binding.